Messenger RNA from Geodia barretti, 3557 nucleotides. Lineage: Eukaryota; Metazoa; Porifera; Demospongiae; Tetractinellida; Geodiidae. The record is from the annotation of a GenBank genome assembly.
GCAUAAUUGUAGCUUUCAUCCGGUGUUAGUAUAUGGAGCCGUUGCAAGGCACUGGCAGUGCUAGAGUUUGAAGAACUGCAGUAUACGUCGCCAGAGAAGAAGAAGGAUAACCAUGACCGAGAUAGACGUUCCGGAAAAAGCAUUGAAAAUGCUGGGCACGCAGCGGACCUACAAGGAGGGCAUGUUGUUCAAGAGGCAGAGAGGACUGCACAGUAACCAAAAGAAGCUCAAGUUUCAGGAGAGGUUCUGCCGCCUCACGAGCCACUCGCUGGACUACUUCGACCCCCAUCCCAAGAAAAGGGGUGACCCCAAAGGGCAGUUUGCUGUGCAGCAGAUUCGAGUCGUCGAAACAAUGCCCUGUGAGAUCUUUGGGAAGGACUACGCCCACCUAUAUCCAUUCCAGGUUGGAGAUCAUUCUGAAACCAUGUACUUCUGCACAAAGACAACAGAAGAGAGAGACGAGUGGCUUUUAGCCUUCAGGAAAGCGUCACGAGACAAAGGGACUCGAAUGCUGACCCACUACCACAAGGGGAUAUUUGGACUCAACCUGAAGGGUCGCUGGGGUUGCUGUGGGAGUCCACAGAGAGCUGCUUCUGGCUGCUCACCCAUCCCAGAGACACAAUCUCCUCCGAGGACUCCACAGGCUGCGAGGACAAUGAGCAUCUUCGAAGAUUUCGACAGCGGUGGUGGUGGUGGUGAGCUUGGCGGUAGGAGAAAGCCUCGUGCCGACACGUUUGCAGAUUUCACGAUGGCCGGAGGAGACGGAGGAGGGUGCUACGGGACGUGGGACGGGAGCGAGGGAUUACUGAGGUCGGACGACCACGGGAAGAUCUCGGGCAGCGAGAGUCCACAGGAGUCGCCCCGCGUCCGCUCCUUCACUCUCAUCGCUCCCGUUCGAUCCAAACCAGAUCCAAAGAAGGUCGUCAUGAGUGGUGGUAAGAGAAGCACAAUGGGCUUCGACCACUUGGACGGAGACAGGAGAGAUUUGAGCCGCUGAAGGAAAUAGAGGAGGUUCGAAGGAAGCCACCUCAGGCAUGGAGCAGUGACCUGCCGGCCGACCGAGAAGAAGGCAAGAGAGCCUCCUCUCCCUCUCCCUCCGAGGAUAGCGGGAAGGGGACCAGCACGGGGAGCUCUCGGCCGAGUUCACAGGUCAUCACCGGGGACGCAGAGGAAGGAAUGCGUCCUGGUCGCAGCUGGAGCCAUGGGAAGGGCAACGUUCUGUCUCCGCUGACGGACCAGGUGGCACCCGCACCUCUCCCUCCUCCUCCUCCUGCUGCUGCUAGCAGUGAUGAGGUCCUCAGGGGACCCUCUGCCAGGGAGGGGACUGGAGAGCCAGAUGGCAAAGUAGCAGAGGAGAGGAAGGAGAACCAUGAGGGGGACGUGCCCCAGGACCUGGAAGACACUCUGAAGGCCAUCGCUGACCCGAAUAGGACGGCGAGGAACAUGAGUUCUCCUCCGGGGAUCGGAGGAGAGAUGGACGAGGAGGAGGACGGAGACCAGGUCCAUCCUCUGGCCUCCUCCUACCAGGAGGUGCAGCUGAGGAAACAGAAGAUCCCAGCCAGCCAGAGUGCAGACGACAUUGCAAAGCGAGCGUCGAUGCCCCUCCCGCCAUCUCCCCUGGUGAACGUGAGGAGGUUCAACUACCCCGAUACUCCGACUCCGACAAACUCCACUCCGACACAUUCCCUACACAGACUCUCCAAAGUCUCCAACACAUCAAACUCCUCCAACAGCCCUCAACUCAAACCCAGACAAAGCAUGUUGCCACUAGGACCUGACUCCACCCUCAGGAGGAGACGAACCAUUGAGGACUACAGUCCUCUACACAGAGCAUGCAGAGAUGGUAAUGUGGCUGCUAUAUGGGACAUGCUGAAUGGCUCUGUACUGGCUGAUCUUGAGGAGCUGACAUUCAAUGCUAGCUCCUACACACCUCUCUUCCUUGCCUUCCUCAACGACCACUACCAGGCAAUGGAGUGUCUACUGGAGCACGGAGCAGACCCGUCAGCCACGGAGCCCCUCAACAGGGCCUCCGUCCUCCACCUGGCCUGCGAGAGAGGCUGCUCUGACGUCGUCGAUCUACUCCUGGCGUACAACGUUGACGUGGACCAGGCUGACUCACGGGGGAACACCGCUCUCUGGCAGGCCUGCCGCAACGGACACCUCCACAUCGUCGAGAAACUGCUUCAGAAAGGGGCUCAGGUGAACACUGCAGGAGAGAACUACAGAACUCCUCUCCACGAGGCCGCCUCCUCUGGCCACGCCUCCAUCGUCGAGACCCUGUUGGUGGGAGGCGGAGCUGACCCUUGUCCCCGUGACAACCACAAUGCCACUCCCUAUGACCUGGCCUACAACGAGGGACACGAAGAGGUGAUGAGUGUAUUGCAGAGGUUGAUACCGGAGGAGGUGCGGCCUUACUCCCUACUCCACUCCUAUACCCCACCCCGACACCUCAUGAUCACCUCACUCGUCUUCACUGACUCCAACACCCUGGUCUCCGGCUCCAGAGACUGCCACGCGACAUUCUGGGAGAUGGGUGAGGAGGAGCUGAGUGUGAAACAGAGGGUGCGGCAGCAGGACUCGGUGCUGGGGGUUGAGAAAUGGGCGGAGCAUCUUGUGGUCUCCUCGACCUUUGUCACCCUCAACAGUCUGGGUUAUCCCGGUCAGCGGAGGAUAGUUGCCGAUGACUCCCAGGAAGAUGAGAGCCUCACAGAUCCUCCGCUACAUUUUGCGUCAUUUGGAGCGGAGGGGGUGCUGGCGACGGCCUCGGUGGAGGGUCACGUGGUGAAGGUGUGGCCACCCAUGACCCCACAGGCCGGUCUCCCCGUCCAACCUCAGACAAGACUGGAGGUCGGGGUCUCUAAAGACACCCCACAGCCUGGCAUCAUUCACAGUCUGAGUGUGUCGCGGUCAAGAGAGCACCCGUGGAUAGCAGUGGGCCUCCAGCCUGGGUCUCUGUUUGAGCCUCAGGGGAACAAGACUGUCCAUCUCUACAACUGGAAGGAGGGGAAGGUCCACCAAAUCUUUGAUGCAGGUAGAGGUGGUCUCUCAGUUACUGUACACACCACUUUCUCUCCAUGUGGACGACAACUAGCAGUUGGGUGUCACGAAAACUUGUGCAUCUGGGAACCGGAUACCGGGGAUUUGCUCUACAAAUUUACUACCUCAAAAAAGCUAGCGGUGACGGGACUGAGCUACUCUCCAAAUGGAGCCCACCUGGCAGUGGGUUUGGCGUCCGGGGAGGUACAGGUGUUUGACAUUGAGUCCAACACCUCCAUUUUCACACUCCAGUCACACCAUGAGUAUCCUGCACCAGCAGUCGCACUGGCUUAGCUCAUGAGGACGGCCACUGCUGGCAGUGUAUGUCACAGAAUGGACAGAAUACAGAUUGGAGAGUUUGCUAUAGUAUGUACCAGUUAUUACAGUGAAACUCACUACAAACACUCUUUCUUGCAGCUUACACAGACAUAAAGACUAAUAAACACAUUCCACUUUAAAGUGUAUUGUCCUGGAUUCUCUUUUGUGUCUAUAUCACUGCUACACUGCCCUACACUCUUCAC